Messenger RNA from Neolamprologus brichardi, 3185 nucleotides. Lineage: Eukaryota; Metazoa; Chordata; Actinopteri; Cichliformes; Cichlidae. The record is from RefSeq and is a predicted model, not a curated record.
GGAGGAGCUCGGUAAGAAAGACGCUGCGCUCAGACAGCCGUGGAGAAGAAGACGACGACGUGAGCGAGACGCGUACCUGCAGCAGAGAUGGGGGGUCAGGUGUCAACCGAGGGUGUCCACGUGGUGGUGGUGGGCGGAGGAUUUGGUGGCAUCGCCGCAGCUCAAGACCUGAAGUAUCGAGGAUUCAGCUUCACUCUGAUCGACAUGAGAGACGCUUUCCAUCACAACCCGGGCGCUCUGCGAGCCGCCGUACAGCCAGACACAGACAGGCAGCUGGUGAUCCUGGAGGGAGGGAGGGAGGUCCAGUACUCCCACCUCAUCCUGUGCACCGGCACCGACGGGCCGUUCCCCGGGAAGUUCAACACGGUGGCGUCGCAUAAGGAGGCGGUCCAGAAGUACGAGGACUUCAUCAGAGAGGUUCGAUCCAGGUUUUACUGCUGUUUGUUAUUUAACCUUUUCAUUUACGACCAGGAGACGGCCGUAGUGACAGAUGCAGUGAUGCUGAACAACAGCAACCUCAGGAAGAAGGAACACGAGAAGCUGCAGGAGCACCAAGGGCUCAGAGAAGAGCUGCAGAAGAUAACGCUGACCCCGCUCUCUCCUCCGCGUCGAUCUGUCCAGGUGGUUCUGAUCCACUCCAAACUCGGGCUGGCUGACCCGGAGCUGCUGCCCAGCAUCAGACGCGAGGCCAAUCAGGUUCUCUUGGAGAAGGGGGUGGAGCUUGUGUUGGGACAGAAAGUGAGCAAGUUGUCGGAGCUGCCGCUGAACACGAUGACGAAGAACACGGAGGUGAUGACGGACCACGGCGAAACGCUGGUCACGGAUCUGAUCGUCUGCUGCACCGGGCUCAAGAUCAACUCUGCAGCCUACAGCGCCACCUUCAAUGACAGCAUGGCUGAAAACGGGGCCUUGAAGGUCAACGACCACUUGCAGGUCGACGGUUUCUCCAACAUCUUCGCCGUGGGUGACUGCGCCAAUGUCAACGAGCCCAAGACGGCGUACAACGCCGGCCUCCACGCCGCUGUCGCCGUGGCCAACAUUGCCAACAGUGUGAGCGGGAAGGAGCUGACUUCCUAUCAAACAGGUAACGUCACCAUGCUGCUGGCGAUGGGCCAUGACGACGGCGUGGGUCAAUACAACGGCUUCAGGCUGCCCCGCUGGUUCGUCGCCUGGGGAAAAAGUCGAGAUGUCCUGGUGUGGAAGAGCUGGAGGGAGAUGAAGCAGAAACAGCCCUGAGACUCUAACUCACACGCAUGCACACAUGCAUGCGCGUGUGCAUGCAUAUGUGCAUGCACACGUGCAUGCCAAUCAUUUAUAACUGGAAAGUGCAUUUUCUGAAGAAACUGCAGUGUGAAUGCUUGAAUCUGAAUGUAUGCACUGAAAUGAAUUAAUUGCUGAAUUUUAAGUUAAAAAAUUUGAAUGAGAUUAAAAAAACAGAAUUUAAUCUGAAAACAAAAGUGCUGAAGUGCUAAAAGCUGACAUCCACACAGAAGUUGGAAAAUAGCUGAAAAUGUUUUCAUUGUAAAUUAGAAAAACCUAAGAAAUGAGAAAAGAAAAUUUAGAGUCAGAAAACAUCUGAAUGAAUAUUAAAAGUUCAUAUUCUUUUACUCAUUCAGUGAUUCAAUGUGAUCCCUUCACUUGGAUCCACACAGUUUAAAAAGUUUACAUCUCUGAGCUUUGAAAGACACGGUGUUGGAAAGAGAAGAACGAUGGCUACGUUUUGAGGGUAAAAUGAUGGCUGUAGAGCAAACACUGUGGACACAGCAGCAGUUGAAAGAGAAGAUUUUAAGAUGAAUCUUGGCAGAGUGAGACAGAGCUCGUUAAGCAGGCAGGUGUGAGCCUGGUUGCUAUAGUGACUGCACCCAAUGGCUCCAUACACACGCACACAGACAUGCGCCUCACUUUUGCUGCUUAAAAUGAACAGAAAAGUCAGCCCGAAACAAAUCGUUCCCAAAUGAAAACUAGGAGUCGUAUUGACAAAAUUCUUUCAUUGUGAGCGGGAGCAAUGUCUAGUCUACUGAAUUCUCAGUUUUCAUGCCUGUGGAGUUUAUUAUAUGGACAUGGUGACAGUGUAAAGACAGCCUGUACUCCUGAUUUUCAAACGAACCUUCUGAGCCCUUUUAACAUUAGAGUCUGUGGAAGAGUUGGAGGGAGGAGGCUGUGCAUUGGUGACAUUUAUGAAAGAACCAUAACACCUAUUACUAUAAUAAACACAUUGGAUGAAAGAGGACAGCGGUGGCUACGUUUUGAGGGUAAAAUCAUACCUGUAGAGCAAACGCUGUGGACACCACAGCAGUUUAAAGAGAAGAUUUCAAGAUUAAUUUAUUUCCUCCUCUCACUCUAGCAGUUGAGCUGUCUCACUCUAGCGCCAACAUUUCGUCCCAUACACACCCAUUAUAAACUCUGAAAUGGCUGGAAAGGGUUAAAAAAGCAUGAAACUUAAACUGGAACUGAAGAAAAAGUAUAAUAGAUAUUGAAAAGAUAAAUACAAGUUGAAUAGUUGAAUGUCUUGGCUUCGUUUUAAAGUUUGAAUGGUGGCUCUAUGUCAAUAUAUGUGGAAGUAGUUAGAGUUGAAAAAUGAGUAAUUUUAAUGAAAAUUUGAAGAGUCUCCCAUUGAAAAACAUGGGAAAUUUUUGUUGAACAAAGUUUUUCUAAGUUAAACGGUUUUCAAGGAGACAGCAUUCAAGCAUUCACACUAAACAUCACAGAAACGUUUCUUCAGAUCUUUAUGACGCUGCGUGACUCGCUGUAAACUGGGCUCCAGUGGACCCGCCACAUAGUAACGCUCGUCCAGGAUCAACGUCACAACCAGCCAAUCAGGUUGUGAUGUCAUACGUAUGGUAUGUGGAGGUAAAAGAAAAAAAAUGCCUUUGUUUAUGUAAAACUAUUCUGGAACAAAUAUUAAACAUAUGAAAUAUUUUUUAUUAAUUUACACAAUAUGGUAAAUAUAUUAUCAAGCUAGGUUUGCUGCUAGCCAAAUUCAGUUAGCCCUGUGAUGUCUUUAAUAGCAUUAGCUUUACAUGCUGCCUGCAGGUUCAUCACCGCUGCUUUUUUAAACAUUAAAACUUUAUUAGCAUCAUAAUCCAGACAGCACAGUGACUGUAGCAGGGCCCUCAGCAGACACCCGAGGCCGUCUGGGACAUGUACUGUUUUUACACAUAUUUGCAAUAAACGAGUUGAAGAAA